AACAAACAAGCGAAAAUGGCGGACGGGAAGGCGGGAGAGGAGAAGCCUGAAAAGUCGCAGCGAGUUGGAGCUGCCGGAGGACCUGAAGAAGCAGCAGAAAAACCUGUAAAAACUAAGACUGUUUCUUCCAGUAAUGAAGGGGAAAGUUCCGGUCGCAGCGCUGAGAAGCGAUCAGCUGAAGAAGCAGCUGCCAACUUCCCAACAAAGCCUACAAAAAUCUCCAAGUUUGGAUUUGCCAUAGUAGCAGCAGCUUUUAAUGAAGAUGAAGAUAGUGAACCAGAGGAAAUGCCUCCAGAAGCAAAGAUGAGGAUGAAGAAUAUUGGAAGGAAUACACCAACAUCAGCUGGACCAAACUCCUUCAAUAAAGGAAAACAUGGGUUUUCUGAUAACCAGAAGCUGUGGGAGCGAAAUAUAAAAUCUCAUCUUGGAAAUGUCCAUGACCAAGACAAUUAAAUGAUGUUUUGAAAUUGGUGUGUGGGGUGCAUGUAAAGUUAAAAGGAACAGUUUCCUUUUUUAAAGAAUGGUAUAAGACUAUCUUAGAGCCGCUUUUUUUUUUUUCUUUUUCAUUUUUUUAAAAGAUUGAGUGGUACACUAAUAAACGAGAGUUUGAAAUUAGAGGUAAUUUAUGUUUUAUAUACAGAUUUCAAGACAUUUGCUAAUUUUGUAGUUUCAUGUGAUUAGUUUCCAAAGGUUACAGAUAAUAAAGAAAUCAGAAAUGGUACCUUUUUAAGAAUUGCAUAUUUUUUUAGACACAACUAUUAGCACAUUAAGAGGGAAGCAAAAAGUUAUUGUCUAUUUAAAACUGCAAGCGGUUACUCUCUUAACUCACUUAUUACCUAAACUUGUCUGGCUCCCAGGAACAGCCUUAUAGAGAGAGGGAGUAUUGUAUUGGGAGGAAAAUGUUACUGAAGUAUUCACUGAAAGUAAAUUUAGAUAAAAUACAGCUUUUUUCCUUGUGGGCAUUUGUUUUGUUUCAAGUCAUCAUAAACUAGGUAUUGCAUUGCUAUCAGUGGAUACAGAUGCUUAGUUCUUAAAAGAAUUUUUUUUUUUUAAUGUAAACUGUUGAAUAUUUGAAAUAGCCCACUUCACCUUAAUGGGUCUUGUCUAUCUUCAUUAGUCUUCAAAGAAAAACCAUUUGCUACCAAAGUAAAUCAGUAUUUUGAAUGUG
This is a messenger RNA of Chlorocebus sabaeus (green monkey), 1168 nucleotides long. NCBI's taxonomy places the organism in Eukaryota, Metazoa, Chordata, Mammalia, Primates, Cercopithecidae. The record is from RefSeq and is a predicted model, not a curated record.